AUGACUGCAGUGGAGAGGAUUGAGGAGCAGCUUGCUAGUCUGCGCAUAGCCAAGCGUUCUACGCUGAGUGAGGAACCUGCGUACGUGCUGGACGUAGACGUUUCCAAACCUGCUCGGUCUGAAAGCAGUCGCUUUGUGGCAGUUUCGUGUUCCAAGAAGUCCAUUAGGGUGUACAACAGGGAAACGUUAAACUUCCUGCGGGAGUACAGCAGCAGUCCUGGGAUACUUCAUGGAGUCAGAUUUGCACAUGCGUGUGACAGCAUCGUGUUUUCAGCAGGUAGUGAUGGUACAGUAAAAUGUUGGGAUAUUCGUUUGGCCACUCAGAAGGCUGCGCAGAUAUUCAGUGGCUACCCUUCCAACGUGUUCAUCAGUUUCGACAUCAACUGCAGUGAUCUCAUAAUUUGUGCUGGAACAGAAAAAGUCGAAAAGGACACAUUUCUGGUGUUUUGGGAUGCAAGAGGCAUUACAGACUGCACCAGCACAACCAAAGAACCCUUGGGAGUCUAUUCUGAAAGUCACAACGAUGAUGUCACCAAAGUUUGUUUUCAUCCUGUCGAACGCAAUUUAGUGGUUUCUGGGUCAACGGAUGGGUUGGUGAACGUGUUCGACAUUAACAAGGAUAACGAAGAUGAUGCUUUGGUAUCGACUUGCAACUCAGACUCAUCGGUGAGCUGUGUCGGCUGGUCUGGGAGAGGGUAUAAACAGGUCUACUGUACAACCCACGAUGAGGGCUUUUGCUGGUGGGACAUUGCUCAGUUAGACACUGAAGAACCAAUAACACUCUCGCGUGUUCUAGAUGUCAGAGACACAGGCUGCGGUGAAAACAACAGCUUGCACUACCUGGUAGGUGGUUUGUACCACGAAAAGGCGGAUAAACUCUUUCUCAUUGGGGGAACGUCCACAGGAAACAUUCACCUCCUGGGCUGCAGCAGCGACGGACUAAGCCUGGUGGGUACCCUUGGUGGAGGACACUCUGCCACUGUCCGCUCCUUCUGCUGGAACCUGGCAGAUGAGUCUCUGUUGACGGGUGGAGAGGAUGCUCAGCUGUUGCUAUGGAAACCCGGAGCUGUGGAAAGGUCUCUCUCAAAGAAAGCGUCCAUGAAGAUUGCUUCUUCCGUGCAGAAGAGAGUAAGAGUUCACAACAGCUCCCUCAAAAGCAGGAAAAAGUAA
Molecule: messenger RNA, 1170 nt
Organism: Tauraco erythrolophus (red-crested turaco)
Lineage: Eukaryota; Metazoa; Chordata; Aves; Musophagiformes; Musophagidae
Gene: WDR89
Product: WD repeat domain 89
Molecular function (GO): protein binding
Source: RefSeq, a predicted model, not a curated record